Sinocyclocheilus grahami is the source of this 2087-nucleotide messenger RNA. Its product is annotated as protein CREG1-like. Lineage: Eukaryota; Metazoa; Chordata; Actinopteri; Cypriniformes; Cyprinidae. The record is from RefSeq and is a predicted model, not a curated record. The coding region runs from base 230 to 808 and encodes 192 amino acids. The transcript has 5 exons.
CGUGCGAUCAAAUGAUUCGUGGUCGGUGAUAUUAGUGAUCAGUGCUAAUUUGAUUCAGUAGUGUCCGGGUAGUUCGCUGUGGUCGGUCAGUCAUGAGUUAUGACUCUGUGAUCAUAUGAAUCAUUUGUGUUCAGAGUUCACAUUGAUCGUAUGAAUCGUUUGUGCUUGGUUUACAGUGAUCAGUGGCUCAUUUGAUUCAUUAGUUUCAGGUCAUUCGCAGAAGUCAGUCAUGAAUCGCACGCUCUUCGCGGUGUGCCUCGCGUUCGUCGCCGCUCACAGCGUCCCGCUGUCGGUCCCGCCGCAUGAGGAGGUCGCUCGGAUGGCUCGGUUCGUGGUCAAUAAGUGUGAUUGGGCUUCAAUGGCGACGAUCUCUACUCACGAUCCGGUCAGAGGACAGCCGUUCUCCAACGCCUUCUCCAUCAGCGACGGGCCCGCGGGCAACGGAACCGGAACACCCUACAUGUACCUCACACACAUGGAGAUUUCAGUCCAGGACCUGCAGGUGAAUCCGCAGGCAUCUCUGUCUGUGUCUCUGGCUCAGACCAGCUACUGUAAGAAUCAUGGCUUCGAUCCUCAGAGUCCACUGUGCGCCCACAUCAUCCUGUCCGGCUCUGUCGUGGAGGUGAACGGCAGCGAGGCGUCAGUGGCUAAAGCCGCUCUGUUCAGCAGACAUCCAGAGAUGAUCGACUGGCCCACCGACCACAACUGGUUCUUUGCCAAGAUGAAUAUCACACAGGUUUGGGUGCUCGAUUACUUCGGUGGAGUAAAAACCGUGAUACCUGAGGAAUAUUACAGAGCCACUCCAUAAUGGAAACAUUCCGAAAACCUUUGAGGGUGUUGAAGAAAAAGCACAAUAUCAUCAAGGGGAAUAAAAUGUUUGAUCAGAGCAACUGAGAAAAGCCCUCAAUGUACAGCCAAAGACUUGCAAGAUGAUCUGAUGAAAGGAGGAAAAAACAUUUCAAUGCAGAAUAUAAGAACGCUAGAGAAACAUGGCCUUCAUGUCGGGACACCUCGCCAUAUGCCACUCUUUACCAAGAAGAACUUAAAAGACCGACUUGAAUGUGCUAAAAUUAAUUUGGAUAGACCUGUGGAGUUCUGAAACAAUGUUUUAUGGAGUGAUGUGGCCAAACUGGAACUUUUUGGAUGCAUGGAUCAGUGGUUUGUCUGAUGCAAAAAGCUUAUAAGCAGAAGAACACCAUCUCCAUGGUCAAACAUGGCGGUGGACCAGUCUUGUUAUGGGGAUGUUUUGGUGUUGCAGGAAGUGGAAAUCUUAACUGUAUGAAGGACUUGGAUUCUUUGAAGUACUGGCCAUUUUGGCAAAGAUUGUGAUGUCUUCGGUGCAGUGACUGAAGCUUGAUGAUCAAUCGACUUUCUUGCAGUCCAGCCAUCCCAAAGUACACAUCCAAAUCUACUGAAACUUGCUUCAGGGAUCGGUCAUAGAAUGUUCUUGAGUGGCCUGUUCAGUCUUCCGAUUUAAAUCUUACUGAAAAUAUUUGGUGGAAUUUGAAGAAAACCAAAGAUUAUCAGUGAUCUUGGAACUUUUUCAAGCAAGGAAUGGGCCAAGAUUGCAGUAGAGAAGUGGCAGAAGAUUCUAACAGGCAGCGUUUAUUGGAGGUUACAAAGAAUAAAAGAUUUUGCACAACAUUGGAUUUUCAUCAACUUUAUGUUCUCAGAAUCACUCAAAUGUGUAAACUUUCUAUAAUAGUUUACUGAUGCCUUUGUUGAAAUGUUUUCAUAAAAUGUUGUUCUCUGCAGCAAAAUGUCUUGCAGGUCAAGUGCGUUGAAUAAUUUUGAUUGCAGCUGUAGCAUAAUGAGAGAUUUAUGAGUGAUUUUUGUGCGCCAGUCAUUUUUGAUGGCACCAGACUGUCCUAGCAAAGUUGCAAUUGCCAUAUAUUUUAGAAACAACCUUUUCACAUCCGGCCUUGUAAAUCUCCCAGGUUCAGGAAACUGUCCUCCGUAAAAUGUGCUGCACACACUCAAACACUUGGGUUGUACUGUAUUGGAACAGUUUUGUAAAUAAACCUUAACCACUGAUUGCUAAUUGUGUCCACUUUCGGAAGGCCAAAUAAAGUAUUUUUUUAUAUAUA